This is a messenger RNA of Macrobrachium nipponense, 4568 nucleotides long. RefSeq names its product serine/arginine repetitive matrix protein 1-like. The transcript is spliced from 6 exons. The record is from RefSeq and is a predicted model, not a curated record. The coding region runs from base 844 to 2871 and encodes 675 amino acids. NCBI's taxonomy places the organism in Eukaryota, Metazoa, Arthropoda, Malacostraca, Decapoda, Palaemonidae.
UCGCUCACCAGCGCGGCGAACACCGAGACCUCGGUCUCCAAGACCAAGAUCUCCGCGGCCAAGGUCCCCUAGACCUCGGUCACCACACCCCAAAUCUCCGCGCAAACGGUCACCCGUGCGUCGACCAGCAUCCCCGAGGAGAAACAACCAGUGGACAAUGGUGUCUUCUGUAAUUGAUGUAUGCGUUUUAAAAUUAAGAGAAACUUUUACCAUGGCCUCGAUUUUAAAAAAUAUAGAGUCCAGCCUGCAAAUGAAAUAUAAAGAGUUGUGUAAUGGGAACCUGGAUUUUUGUGUUCGUUUGCUGAUGAUGGAAAGAAAUGGAGCUCACAGAAUGUAUUACCCUGCCGAAGCCUACCUUGAUGAUCAACAUAGAAUUUGGAGAUAUCUUUAUUUUAACGUUUGAUUUUCAAGCCUUCUGAGCUGAUUGAUUGAGCUGUUAAGAAAUUCAAUAAAUUCAUCGCUUUAGCUUGUUCUUAUGCCUGGGCUGCUAACUUGCCCCUGAGAUAGGAGGAUGUGAGAUGUAUGAGCCAUUAUUGCUUGUACCCGAGACCAUAGUUUUAUCUAUAACUGGCUAUGGUUUCACUCCAAAGCCGCAUGUGGCUUUUUGUACAAGCUGUGGCUGAGGGGGUUGACAAGCCAGCAUGUGAGAGCCACAUCUUAAAUACUCUCUUGCUAGCAGAUGACCCUCAUCCAUGCACAGUUCAUGAUGAGCACAAGAGCAUGGUAUAAUUUAUAGUAUGCUCUGUUUUAUUCAAGUGGUUGAGACGAACUGGUGACCAGGGGGCCUCCCGCCGAGGGCCACGUAGUCCGCCUCCAAGACUAGGCUUUGGUGCCAAUAAUGGAAUGGCUGGAGGAGGAGGACAGGGAGGCACUGGUGGUGCAGGUGGCGGGGGUGGUGGUGGUGGUGGAGGAAGACGCAAAGGGAAGCGUAAUCGGCGUAGGAAGGCACGUAGAGGCGGAGGAGGAGCAGGUGGAUUAGGUGGUCUGGAUAGAGUCCCACCUAUGUCCGGAGGUAAUCGACAGCCUAUUGCAUCAAUGCGAAUGAGAAUGGAUGAUUACCGGCCUCCACGGACUGGUAGGCUGCUUGGAGACCCUAAAGAUGGGGAGAGGGGUCCCAUUGAGCAGGCUGUAGUGCGAGCUAGGCGAGAGGCCACAACUCGCACGAAGGAUACAUUCUGGACGAAGAAGUUGCUGGAUGCUGAGGCAGCACAACCAAACAGGUGGGCACACAGUGGCUUCAAGGAGCUUUACAGAGAUGAGCUAGGCUAUAGUGACAUUGGGGAGGGAAGUGGUGAGGAAAAGGGAGGAGGAGAAAGGGCUUCGUCACAUCCACGUGACCCCAGAGACCCUUCGGGCAUUGGUCCUCGCAAGGUUGGAGCCUCCCCCUCCCGCCCCAGAUCCCCACGUGACCCACGGCGGAGGACACGAAGCCGUUCGCCACACUCAGCUAGGAUAUCUCCACGUCGAUCUCCAGUUAGAACUGGCCAGAGAUCACCUAGGGCUUCACCAAGACAGUCACCAAAACCAGUGUCCAGGAAUAAAAGGCAUCAUAGUUCACGUUCACCCAGUCGAUCACGUGGUCGGAAACGUUCAUAUUCUAGUAGUUAUUCAAGGUCAUCGUCAAGCAGCAGUGGUUCUUCUUACUCUAGAAGUUACUCUUCUUAUUCCCGUUCAUCAUCAGGUUCUUCAUCAUCAUCCUUUUCCAGCACAUCAUCAAGCUCUUCAGGAUCUAGACGUAGGCGUUCGUAUUCUCCUCCUCGCCGAAGGAGGUCGUACUCUAGUUCACCUCACCGAGGAAGAGUUAACAGAAGGCAGCCAUCUCCUCAGCAAGUCAGGAUUAAACAGAUAUCACAUCAGGAGACAACUAAAAAGCUAGUGACUAAAACUGUUAGUAAUAUAAUUAAAACAAAAACUAGAGCAAUUCCAAAACUGCCAAAGUUGAAAAAUAAAAUAAAAAUAAAAGAUGGUGAACGUCCUGUGGCAGUUCCUGUUUCCGUUCGGAGGAAAGCUCCACGUUCUCCUGCUCCAUUGCCUACAAAUACCUUUUAUGAUGGAGCAUCUGUAGGGCAGGUUGUAGAAGAACCAACAGACUUCAGAGGUCCAGAAACGCCACCAAGACCAGUUCCUGAGGGUCGGCAUUUGCUGGAUCCACAUCAUUAUAAAGUAGUUCCACCAGAUCAUCCUGAUUAUCACCAGCCGCCUCCACCACCUAGAGAAUCUCCAAGAUCUGAAGGAGAGGAUACAGAUUCAGAUAGCUCAACAGAGGAUGACGAUGGCCCACGACGUAUGACACUGUCUGAGAGGUUUGGUAAACUUGCCCAACUGAGCUCACAGCGUCAAGAAUAUGAAGGGGUGAGAAUGAAGAUAGUACGUGAGGGUGGCCAAGACAAGAAGGUGUAUUUGGAAGGUGGAAGAUUACAGUCAAGGUCACCAUCUCCAAGCAGUAGAAGCCGGUCAAAUCAUCCAGCUCAUGAACGUUGGCUUCAGGAACAUCAAACAGAAUAUAGGGAGUACCAAGAGCGCUACGGAGAGAUAAGGCAGUGGGACCCCCACAGAGACUUACCAAGGGAACUUCCACAAAAUUGGGAUGAUGUACAUGUCCGAUAUCGAUAUUAUAAGGAAUCAGGCUACUUUGGUGACAGAUCAAUUACUUUGGAUGAUUACCUGAAGUGGGAACAGUGGUGGUAUCGUUACAGAGACUGGCUAGAAAAAUAUGGUGGCACUCAAGAUGUCGAAGAACGAGACUGGCAGUAUCGUGGUUCAAACUAUGAGUAUGAGAGUCGUGGCAGUGGAAACUCUGUCUCUCAAGGAAGAUGGGUGAGAAGAGAAGCAUCAAGGGAAGCAGAUGAUAGGAAAAGAAGACGUUACUAAUCAAUUUUAAUUUAGUGGGAGGGUAAAAAGAUAGGUCUAUCUCUUCUAAAAUUAAAGAAAGAUUAUAAAUAAUUUUUUUCUUUAUUGUUGUGACUAAGCAUCCACUAGACUGGCAAGACAGUAACAACUGAAUAUAAUUUUCAGUACUUUUUACUAGUAGCAAUUUCUCAAAAUUGUAGCAUGUUACAUUUUUUUAAAUUUCAGUUUCAGGUUUGCAUUCCCAAAAAAUUUUGUCAUUACAUUUGAAGAGAGUAUUGCAGUUACAAAAUUACAAGUGUUGUAUAUUUCCCAUUCAUAAAUUGCACUUACUGUAGAUACAAACAGGAAUCUUUUAAAUUAAUGUAUGAAAUGGCAUGAGAAAAUUUUAAGCAGAAUAUUUAAAAAAAAAAUGCAAUUAAUAUUAAUUUGAAUAUUGAAAGUAUAGGAAUUAAGCAAUAAUUAAAGCAGCUAUUUUAUUUAUUUAUUUUUUUUUCCUUCCCUUAUGUCUGAGAUAGACAAGGGGACUAAGUUGUCUGUUUUGUUGGCUUAAACAUUGAAUAAUUGAUAAAUUACUAGCUAGUUGUGAAGACAACCAGCAACCCUUAAAUACUGUACUGCUUGUACUGUUCAGAUGGCAAGGCUUCCAGCUUCUUUACGCAGUGUUCUUUCAAAAGAUAAUGUGUCUGGAUUUUAUGCGGAGUAAUUUUUGUACUCAUUUUUCAGCUCUUGCACAGUGAUCUUGCUAUUAAGUUUUCAUCGUUGGGGCUUUUUUUUUUUAAGUCAGUUUGCAUUGCAUUCAUUGACAAGAUGGUUCUAAAUCAGUUUGAGGGUUACAUUUAAAUUAUAUAUAAUGACACUACUGUGCUGAUGAUAACAUUUUAACUUAGGUUUAAGUUGCACCAUCAGUUACAUGGUACUGUAUUUCGUAUUGUAGAAUAGUUAUAACUUGUGAAAUGUCAUCAAGUACCUGGAGUAAUGUGAAUAUUCUCUAAUAUGGGAAUGUUUUGUAUUUUGUAAUUCCAUCUUAUCCCAGCUUGACUUUGGGAUGGGCAUUUGGAGAUUAAACUUCGUGUGGUAUGUAGGAAAAGGAAUUGUGUAGAAUUUGUUCACUAACAUAUUUAUAUCAUUUUCAUUACAUAUUGAUAUAUAUUUCUUUUCAUCAUAAAGUGCAUUUUUCUUUAAUCAUUUGGAAGCAUAAUCACAUCUCUAUUAUAUUGAGUAUGUUUUUUGUAUUUGUAUGUUGGUAUUCCUCUGUACACUUUAUUUGGUUCAAGGCAUUCUAUUCGAUCUAUCCUUUGGUAAUGAGACAAACUCUACAAAGGUUGGAAAUUUUAAGUAUGUAAUGCUGAAGACAGAUUUUAGAUAUAUUUUAUAGUCGAAUGAAUAGUAUAUUAACUAUCAUAUCAGUUUGUGAACGACUUUUAUUUGUUGUUUUUAGGCAAGAAUACUUUUAUUCAUACGUGUUCAGUAGAGCAUAUUAAGAGGCAAGGUUUUGGAUAACUUUUUUCUUGUUAAAGCUUUUCAGUCAUGCUCAGACCACCUUUUUUGUGAUUCUAACAUCUUUUUGAAAUAGAAUUUUAUAUUACAUUAAGCUUCAGCCUUUUUGUUGUAAGUUUUGUCAGACUUUCGAGGUGACAUGGCCAGAGAUGGUUUAUGUCUGAGUAAAAUGUUAUGAUGUUUAUUGUACAAUAUAUUUGAAAUAAAUACUUAUAGAAAUG